AACUAGAAAAACAACCACCAUCACCAAGAAUCAAAGAAGAAUGGCAAUUAACUUGUAAACAUUGUUACCAAGAUUAUCAUCAAGAAUGUCCAUAUUAUAACCUUCUUGAAGCACAACGUACCCAAUCAUGUGGAUGCAACCAGAAAAAAGUGAUGAAUGAAAGAAUCUACCAAUGGGAAAUACUUGGAAAUAAAUCAUACCAAGAAAAAAAUGAUUACUUCACGUUAAAUAACUUUGAAGUAAUUAAUCCCGAUAAUGUAAAAAAAUACUAUGAUGCAAUAUUACUUUGCAAAACAUGUUACCAUACCCAAUUCGAAGAACUAGAAAUUAAUGACCCAAAAGCUGAAGAAUAUUAUAAAAAGGAAGAAAUCAAUAAAUUAACCAAAUACAACUUCUGUUGCAAACCAAUUAGAAAAAGACAAG
This is a messenger RNA of Racocetra persica, 423 nucleotides long. NCBI's taxonomy places the organism in Eukaryota, Fungi, Glomeromycota, Glomeromycetes, Diversisporales, Gigasporaceae. The record is from the annotation of a GenBank genome assembly.